Molecule: messenger RNA, 4665 nt
Organism: Chrysoperla carnea
Lineage: Eukaryota; Metazoa; Arthropoda; Insecta; Neuroptera; Chrysopidae
Gene: tau
Product: microtubule-associated protein tau
Exons: 9
Coding region: 1-2880 (959 amino acids)
Biological process (GO): microtubule cytoskeleton organization; neuron projection development
Cellular component (GO): neuron projection
Molecular function (GO): microtubule binding
Source: RefSeq, a predicted model, not a curated record
AUGAUCGAUGGAUGCUGUAAACUUCAAACGUGGUGUCAUUAUAUUGUCGUUAUCGUUAAGUUUCUCCAGGUUAAACAGCCACAACCACAAAACACAAACUAUCCUCCAGCAUUCAGACCUCUUGCGCCACAGCAACCUCCACCAGGGGGCCUACGCCCCCUUAAUGAUGUAGGACCCCGAGCUCCGCAACCACGCUUACAGCGAAGUGACAGUCGUGGUCAAUUGCCUGUUCAAUUGCCACCCCGAGGUAUACCAUCUAAUCAACAAGGCCAACCGCAACAAAUUCGUCCAAAUUUACAGCCACGUAUACCACAAACCGGACCACCAUAUCAACAACAACGUCCAUUAACGCCAAAUCAACAAAUAAGACCACAAGUACAGCCUGGUCAACUAGCACCUCGACCUACAGGCAAUUUCCCAAUUAGGCCCCCGCAACCACAACAACAACAACAACAACAACAGCAACAGCAACAACAACAUCAUCAACAACAACAACAACAACAGGGAAACGUUCCUCCAAAUAAUGGGAAUUUCAAACGAAUUGUAACUGCUCUACAGUCUGGGCAAUUAGCAUCUACACCAGAGGAUAGUGUGUUGGAAACAAAUCAACAACCUCCACCAAUAUUUCAGCAGCGACCACCUCAGCCAGGUGCAAGACCACCAGGUGUUUUUCCUCAGAAAAACAUACCUUCAGGCCCAGUAUCAUUAUCACCAGACUUGCAAACAUCUUCGCCAACUGCAUUAAGUAGGCAACCAUCGUUAAUUCGAAAGCAAUCACAAGAAGUUUUUAAUAUAUCUAAAAUGGAAAACCAAUCAGAGAAAAUGGUUGCUGAAAGCGCUGGUAUCGCCGGUUUAUCCGAGAUAGAUGAUAUAACCAAAAGUGGUUCAGCUAAAAAUCGUAGUUAUAGUAUAAGUGUACCUGGAGCUCCUCCUGAAUUAACGAGACCUUUAUCUGAAGACGAAAGGCGGCGCUCAGUUGCUGCCUUUGGAUCAAAUAUACCAGGUUCUGAUGGCAAAUUACCAUCGUCCUUAGCUUUUAUACAAGAAAGAAUUGCGUCUAUUGAAGGAAAAUCAUCAUCACAGUCGUCUUUAAAUGGUAGUAAAGAAAAUUUAAAUCAAAAUGGCAACACGGAAGAUAAAGUCAAAACUGGAUUUGAUGAUGACGACGAUGUCGUUAUUCCUAAUAGAAAUGUAAUCACACCACCUAAAUCGAAUGACACAUCAAAAUCGCCAUCACCAUUACCAGCGCAAAGAAAUCCACCUGGAACAGAUACUUUAGGCAACGUCUCUCAUUCUACAACUCCUAAUAAAACUCAAUCACCUAAUGUUUCAUCAAGAUCGUCUGUAAAUGGAAGUCAGGAAGAUGUUAGCAAAGUACCAUCACGUCCUCCAAGUAACAUAGAAAGACCUAGUAGUCAAUUAGAUGGGACGCCAAGACCACCAUCACGUUCUGAGGCCGGAUUACAACGAACUUCUUCGAGAAGUUCAGUACUUGGAAGCCAAGAAGAUGUUCACAAAGUAACAUCUAGACCACCAAGUGGUCAGAAAAAAGACUCUUCGAUGCAUUCUAGCCGAGAAGAUUUACAAAAAAUUCCUCCAAGAUCUCCAAAUACUCAAGGCAGUACAAAUAUUUCUAAAAGUGGAAGUCGUGAAGAAAUUCGUUCACGACCUCCUAGUAAUUUAGAUAAAGAACCACCAACUGGUGCUUUCACUGGAUUAAAUAUUGAAUCACGACCAAUGGGUAAAAUAUCUCCAGAAAGUGGAGCAAGACCUCUCACAUUAGAACCAAAAACACCAGAUAGUUUAGCGUCAACAAAUGGAAAAGAUAUUACUUCACCAGAAACUGAUAUUGAUUUAAGUUCAUCGCCAGCACCAUCAAAAGCGCGAACUCCUAUCAGUGAAAGUAGUCGAAAAUCUGGUGCUUCAUCACGUUCUCGUUCACGUGCUGGUAAUUCAGAUACCGAAGAAGUUAGUAAAUCUGGACGAAGUAGUGUAUCUAAAAAUCGAAUUCGUUCUUCUCGUUCAAAUAAAGAAGGUGAUAACGACAGUGGGGUAGAUGAAUCAACACAAGGCAAUGACUGUGCUAAUGGAGAUCUUAGUUCACCAAGGAAAUCAAGUAAAAUACCGAAACAUUCAGCUGUAUCACCAACAAAAUCAACACCAUCCAAAAUGAAACCUCCAAAAACACCAAAGACACCAGAUCCAGAUGCGUCCAAAGAAGUACCAUUAAUUAAAAAAGUACCAAUGAAUAAAAUUCAAGUGGGAGCUGCACCAUCGCCAAAUUUGAAAGUUGUUCGAUCAAAAAUUGGUUCAUUAGAUAAUACAAGCUAUAAACCAGGAGGUGGUCAUGUACGAAUCGAAACGAAAAAACUCGAUUUCGCGAAAGUUCAACCGAAAAUCGCUGCUAAAAAUGAUACUUAUACACCAGGCGGAGGCGAUAAAAAGAUAACGCAAGUAAAAUUAAAAUGGGAAGCCAAACCAAAGGUUGGCUCCCUGGAUAAAGUCACACAUAAACCAGGUGGUGGUGAUAAAAAAAUUGAAACAGUAAAAUUAGAUUUCAAAGAUAAGGCAAAACCAAAAGUAGCAUCAAAGGAUAAUAUUAAACAUCAGCCAGCUGGUGGAGAUGUCAAGAUUGACACGAAAAAGUUAGAAUUCAAAGCUCAAAGUAAAAUAGGCUCUUUGGAUAAUGUGAAACAUAGACCAGGCGGUGGUGAUAAAAAAAUCUUCGACGAUAAAGAUUAUUUAAAACAAAUGGGUGGUCCAGGUGAACUACAUCGAUCCGUAUCUGGAAAUCAGAGCCCUGUACCAUCGGAGGGCGCAACAUCUCAACGGACCUCUGAACCACCGGUUUCUGAUGAAAAUUUAAAUAGGGAGAGUUAGACAUUAUUGCAUGUGAAUCGUAAUAAUUUUUAAAAAAAUAUUUUGAAAUUUUUUUAUAAUUUUCAAUAUUAAGAAAAAACAUAUGAUAAUAUAUGAUAACUUAACCUAUAACUUUGUUAAAAUUAUUGUUAAAUUAUUUUUCUUUAAAUUUUUUGUUUUUUUACAAAAGAAAAUAUUAUCAUUGGUUUUUAAAAACUUUAAAUAAUAUAAUAUAGCACUUAUAAGUAAUAUGUUGUUUUGUUAAAAUUUAUAAAAUGGUCCAAGAGAUGCAAAAAUUUUGAGCCUAUAAGGUAACGGAUGCAAAAUGCUAGAGGUUAUGAGUUCGAUCACCACUCUAAUGUAUUUGUACAAAGCAGACUUUUGCAACAUACAUUCAUAUAAGAAAAUAAGAAUUCAUCUUUAAACUUCUAGAAAAAAAAUAUUGAACAACUUUCACGAAAAUAAGCUGUUACCUUUAGGUUAAAAAUUUUACGACAACCUCUUAGUCUAGAAAUGCAUGUCUCAAAUAAUAGUUUUGUUCCUAUUUAUACCAAAAAAGAACAAUUUAUUUCCAGGCUUCAAAGCUAUUUUAGUAAUUUUUAACGCUUUUAAUUUGAUCAUUUUUAUUUUUUUAUUUCACGUAGAAUUUUAUUCUUAAAUUAAAUAUAAAUUUUUGAGAUCAAAGACAAUUUAUUAUAAAAUGGAAAUGAGUUUUUUGUAGAUUUAAUUAAGGAAAGCCUUCCAUUGGAAAAAAAUAAAUUGCACACUAUUACGUUAACGUAGGUAAUAAAUGAGGGGUAUCGAUAAGACCUUAGUAAAAUGCUUUGUCCUGAAUGACUUAUUGAUUGACUGACCGAUCAACGUACAGUCUAAACCGCUGAUCGUUGAAACCUAAAACUUAGAGGGUGUGUUCUUUAUAUAACGUAGGCAUCCCAUAAGAAAUUGUGCCCCUAACAGGGGGGAAUAGGGGAUGAAAGUUUUUUUGAAAUUCGUCAUUUUUGAGUCCACUAUUUAACCGAUUUUAAAUAUUAUUUCACCAAUAGAAUGAUACAUUGUCAGCAAAUAUUUAAUUUUUUUUUAAAUUAGGGUGUUCCGUAUCAAUAAAUUAAAACCCAUUAAAUGGCGAACAAAAGGAGAAUUAAGUGAAGGUAAGGGAAGAGAAGGCUAUAAAUCGGUAGUUUUUGUUUUUAAAUUUGAAAUUUUCCAGCGACGCGGGUGGUAAUUGCUAGUAUGUUAAUAUGAAAGUUAAUAUCGAGAUGAAAUAAAUAUUCUAUACGCUUUCGAAAUAGCUAGCUGACAUGUUCAAACAUGUCAUUGCCGUGGUGGUAUUGAGGUAAUAGUAACAUUAGCAAUAUUUAUGGCGGACGAGUCAAUGCAGUAUGGGCGUCGGGUCCAUACUGGUUGGCGAUACCCUCAAUACUUCUAGUGGAUAGCCCUAUUUAAUACUGUAGGAAUACUUUUGGUAACAGAGAUUCUAUCUAUGUCUCUAUACCAUAUACCAGCAUUAUAGUAAACGUCAUGCAUUUCUUACCGUGUAUGAGCGUAGGAUGGAAGCAAAGUAAUUUUAAAAUAUUUUUUUUUUUUUUUUUAAUAAAAAAGAAAGUGCUCCUUAGGACGAAAAAAAGGCCUUAUCGAUACCUCACCUUUUCGUACUUUUAUCGUAAAAGUAGUAAUUUAUUAAUAUAUUCGUAAUUUCCAAAUUUUACAUUCAAAAAUGAAAUACUCAUUUACUAUUUUGAACCAGUGGAAAGAAUUUCCUUAAAAUUAAUUUUUUUCCAAAACUAUUUUUGAAAACAAGCGUUUAAA